This is a messenger RNA of Eruca vesicaria subsp. sativa (arugula), 1277 nucleotides long. NCBI's taxonomy places the organism in Eukaryota, Viridiplantae, Streptophyta, Magnoliopsida, Brassicales, Brassicaceae. The record is from the annotation of a GenBank genome assembly.
CCUUACUUUCCUUUCACACUGAUUCUUCCCUCUCCCACCUUUCUCUCUCAUCUCCAUCUCCCCCAACGCUUGAUCUGCGAAUCGUCUCUAUCUCGUUUCUGAUUUUGUCUUUCUUUUCUCACCAAUUCAGAAACCCUACACUCAACCAUCUUUCAAAGUUCCAAACUUUUUUCAUUUUCUGUUAAUUUUUUCCCGGGAAAUUUUCUCUGUCCUGAUCAUUUCUUGUUAGUAUGAUCCUUGUCUGAUCAUUCCCGGGAAAUUCUGUUUUUAAUUUCUUCUCUUUACAGACCCGAGUAAACCCUAGAAUAGAAUCCUCCGCCUUCCAAUUCGAUCUGCUCUGUUUCUUAAGCUCUAAGCAUCCAGAAUUUACGUUUCUAGGGUUUACUUGGUCAAGUUUUAGUCAAUCAUUUAGUUAGAAUCGGUUCUUGUCAAUACCUUUUGCUUCCCUGUGAAGAAAAAAGUUCCAGACUUUGUCUCUUUUCUAUAUCAUGGCGUAUCACUCUGUUCCAGGCUCUGCGUUUCAUUACUUGAAUUCUCCUUUUGGUGAUACAACGUUUACCAAGGUCUUUGUUGGUGGCCUUGCUUGGGAGACUCAAAGCGACACUCUUCGUCGGCAUUUCGAACCGUAUGGUGAGAUCCUUGAGGCGGUUGUUAUUACUGAUAAGAACACUGGUCGAUCCAAAGGUUACGGCUUUGUGACUUUUCGAGAUCAAGAGGCAGCUAGGAGAGCUUGUGUCGAUCCAACACCUAUUAUAGAUGGCAGACGUGCGAAUUGUAAUCUUGCUUCUCUUGGGAGGCCUCGGUUUCCAAUGCAAUAUGCGAUGAUACCCAAUGUUCCUGGACGAAUAGGACCUGUUUCCCCAUAUGUUGGAAGUGUGCAGGGUCCUCGCGGUUCACUUUUUGGAAGGCAUCCGUAUCAGCAACCACCUGCUUAUAGCUACCAGCAUGGAGUAAUGUACCCUUAUGGGGUUACAACAUAUGGACCUGAGCAGAUGUACUCACACUCUCGGGGCUUAUAUGGUCCUUACACGGGGCAACAGUACCUUCAAAUUUAUGGGGCAGUUAAUUCACCAGGUUACCAAUACGGGCAACUGAGUCAAAACAUCCCGGUUGGUCAUGGUUAUACAGCAGUACAGGGCUAUUCAGUUCCAGAAAGUCAUAUUCAAUCUCCUUACCCUUCAGCUAUAGCAGGUCCUCCUACGCCAACGCAGUCCCAUAUGAUUGUCCAGACUCCUCAGUAUAUGCAGAGUAGCAGUUCUGACCAAACAACAGGGUGA